Molecule: messenger RNA, 639 nt
Organism: Fraxinus pennsylvanica
Lineage: Eukaryota; Viridiplantae; Streptophyta; Magnoliopsida; Lamiales; Oleaceae
Source: the annotation of a GenBank genome assembly
AUGUCUCUGGGUUAUGAGCUGUUGGUUGAUAGCAAUCGGAUACCUGAAGCUGCAUUGAUGGCUCGCUCUUAUCUUCCUAGUAAAGUGUCAGAAAUCGUGGCUCUUUGGAGAAAGGACCUCAAUAAGAUUAAUCAGAAAGCAGCUGAAUCUCUGGCUGAUCCUGAAGAAUAUCCGAAUUUAUUUGAGGACUGGCAAAUUGCACUUGAUGUUGAAUCUAGAGUUGCUGAGACACUGGGCAAUUAUCCUCCAGCAGCUGAAUAUGUACAGCAUAUUGAUAGAUCAACAGCAAGCCUUGUGGAAACUUUUAGAAACAUGCAAAUGCACGAAGAAGAACCUCUGGAAAAUGGAAGCUUGGAUCAUGAGGUUGCAGAGCAGAAUGGAGAAGAGGCACAAGAGGUGGGGGAAGAUGAUGCAGAGGAAGAGGGGCAUGAGGAGGGCCAAGAAGAGGCUGUCGUGGUGGAUGCUGAUUUAACAGAUGUUGCUUUUUUUUUGCUGUGCUUACACCACGUCACUAGGUUCACUCAUGACAGUUGGAACCUGCUGAUUGUGAGACUCCUUAAGGUAUUCUAUAGGCGAUCCAGUGAUAUAGCGUGGUGUCAUUUUGUAGCUCAAGUAAUUUUGUCUUUGAACGCAUUGUAG